AUGUCUGAAUAGGAUGAUAUGUUCGAUUUAGAGUGUUAACAUAAUUGGUAUUCCUAAGAAUUUGAUGUGGAGUAUCCAGAAUCUGAGAAACAACAAUUGGAAAGAAUCAAGGACAAGUGCAAUAUGAACUUAUUAAAACGACAGCUAGUUUGUUUGUUUGGUUUUCCAACCAUACAAGUAGAUAGUACUCAAAUAUUUGCCUAUCUCAAUGGCAUAAUGGAGUAAAACGAAAUUGAAUAGAAACGAAUGAUUAGAGUCUUGAUAAGCUUCAUAGGAGAAGUUACCAGCAUGGAAGAUCAAGAGACUAGGUUAUAAACCAUAAGAGGAAGGGUAGAAUAAUUCCUGACAAUAAAAGGGAUUAAAAUAGAAUGGAGUAACAAGGAAUGGGAGUAGGAAAUCGAAUCACUUUUUGAAUCCCGAUAUUGUAAUCCCUAUUAUAGUAAAAUACCUUAUACUUAGUUUGAGUAUGCAAAUUUCUUUGCUUUGUUAGAAAGUCCUAUGCCUAUGUUUUUGAGAAGUCUCCGUCACCCCUGUUUUUGUUAAGUGUUUGAUGCAAAAUCCACGGAGGAUUUUAAAUAAUUAUGUAACAUCACUGAUUUAAAAAAUGUGAGGAGGAUAAGAAAAUACAUCUAAUCAAUAAUAGAUAAAUUAGAAGAAUUUCGAAAUCUACUUAUUGUAAUUGAGUCAAGGGAUUACUUUAAUGUAACUGAAGUGAUUGAUAGUUUUAAUUAAUUAUCUGGAGAACUAGACAAAAUAAUAAAUAUAGAUCUAUUGUUAAGCGAUAAAUAUAGUUCAAAGUAAGAGGAGAGAAUAAGAUAUCACAAUGAUGUCGAUAAUCAGACAGAGAAGAAUUCAAUAUCUUACUUAGAAACCAAGACUUCAGCUAAGACCUUCACAACUAUAAAUCAAGGCAGCUUAGAUUACAGAUCGAAAAAGCAAAAGAAGAAACAAAAGCAAACAGAAAAAUGCUAUUUCCCAUCGACUUUCUUGAAUUACAUUGAUUCAGAAUCUAAUCUUAGUUAGGAAAACAGUUAAAAUCCUGAAUCAAAAUGCGAGGAUCAGCUUUUUCUGUAAGAUAAAUUUGGUAUUGAUACUGACAUUCACAAAUAAUUAGCUAUCCCGUGUUAAUAUAUUGAUGAUAUAACCAGGAAAAUUGAAAUUUAUGAAAAACAGCAAUUAAGUUUAUAAUUGAUAGGAUUUCCAUGUCCUAUAUUAGAUUAAAAUCGUCUAAAAUAAAUUCUAUCUAGUUAUAAUAGUAUCUAAACAAAUAAAUAAACAUUAAUUGAGUAGGUGAUUUGCAGCAUUUGGGAAUCAUUAACAAUUGGACAAAUCGAAUGUAAUGCCAUUGAUUUGGUGAAAAAACAAGCAUUUUUAUAAUUUUAAUCUUUAAAUCUAUCUGUGGAUUAACACGAAUUUGAAAAUGUUUUGUGUAAUCGUUAUAAGAAAUAAGCCACUUUGCCAUAUAACAAGAAUUUUGAAAUUGCUCCAUUUUCUUUAGAAAAGUUAUCGAAAUUAGUAAAUCGCAAAUUUCCAGAUUAAUACACAAUCAAUAACUGCCUUACAAGUAUUACUGUAUUCUAAUCAAAAAGUAUUUAACCUUUGGUUAGUUCCUUUAAUAGAUAAGAAAUCAAAAAAAUAAGAUUUAUUAGGACAUACAUUAAUGAUAUGUAUUAAAGUCUAGAGAGUUUAGUAUAAUUUAGAAAUAAAUUAUUAAAAGCUAGGCAGAAUAAAUAACUAGACCAAUAACUUGUCUAAGAAUUCAAUAAACUUGAAUUGAAUCAUUUAAAUACAAUAGUGAAUAGAAAAAUACCAUAGUAAUAUGAUCAAAAUCAAUAUUGCAUUAUAAUUGAUGAGAAGGACAAUUUUGAUGAAUAAUGUAAUUAAAAUCACAAAAUCAAUCCGAAUGCAAUUGAAAUAGAAAAUGAUAUAUUUUUAGAUGAGGAUUCAAUUAAACAAGAAGAGAAGAAGGAGUAAAAUACUCAAAAAAGUUAGAAGGAGGAGUAAGAUAUUAAUUUAAAAUUUGAACCAUUAACCGGAGCAGAACAAGCGAAUUAAGAAGCAAUAGAAUAAUAGGAUAUAAAAUACUAGAAUUUUAUAUAAGAGGAUUUGAUUUCUCCUGUUUAAAGAAACUAUUUUCAUGAAUAUCAAUCACCUAAUUUCUUUAAUUCUCCUUGUUUUGAUUAGGGUUCGCCUUUAGGAAAAUAAUAAAUGUUUUUUGGUUAUUGUGAAUUUGAUUAAUAAGAGAUUGAAUCACCUGAUCGAUAAAUAUUAUAAUUUCAAACCCCUCAUAACUCCAAUUGA
Messenger RNA from Paramecium tetraurelia, 2301 nucleotides. RefSeq lists its product as uncharacterized. The record is from RefSeq and is a predicted model, not a curated record. NCBI's taxonomy places the organism in Eukaryota, Ciliophora, Oligohymenophorea, Peniculida, Parameciidae. The transcript has a single exon.